AUGUGUGAACAUUUCAACAACUUUUUCUCCACCUUUGUUAACCAGUAUGUUGCGGUUCAACAAUUUUCUAGUAACUUUGAUAAACUAUCUGAAAUGCUCAACUCAAGAAUUAAUAGUGAUGAUGCCUUUAGUAUUCCACAACUAACUGAAGAAGAGGUUUGUAGUUAUCUACGUAACUUAGACACUCACAAAGCAACCGGACUUGAUGGCUUAAGUCACAAGAUUUUGAAGAUGUCAACCUAUUUAAUAGCUCCAUCUCUGACUAAGAUUUUCAAUAAAAGUUUAUCAUCCAGAAUGUUUCCGACAAAAUGGAAAACAUCAAAAAUUAUCCCAAUCUACAAAUCUGGUUCCAAAUGUGAUGUCAACAACUACAGGCCCAUAGCCAUACUGUGCGCUGUCAGUAAAGUUCUCGAGCGUCAUGUUCACAAUCAUCUUUACCAGUUCCUCGUGAGUCAUAACUUAUUACAUCAUGCCCAAUGUGGUUUUCGAAGAAAUCACUCGUGUGAAACAGGGCUAUGCAAACUUGUGGAUAUGUGGACAUCCAACAUGGAGAGCGGUCUCAUAAAUGGGGCAGUAUUGAUUGAUCUACGCAAAGCUUUCGACAUGGUAGAUACCGAUUUGUUAUUACGAAAACUUGCAGUUUACAAAUGUGAUGAUUUGACAUUAACCUGGUUUAAGUCAUACCUGCAAGAAAGAGACCAAUGUGUGCACUUUAAAGGAACUUUGUCAUCUAAAAAAUCUUCUCUGUAUGGUGUCCCCCAAGGAAGUAUUCUAGGACCUUUAUUGUUUAUAAUGUUUAUCAACGAUCUUCCACUAUAUGUCAAUUCCAACACAGUCUUACACAGACAUGUAUGCUGAUGAUUCGACAGUUGAGGAACUCAAUAAUAAAUUAACUGAGGAUAUGACAAACGUUCAAGCUUGGUGUACUAACAACAAAAUGGUAAUAAAUGACGGUAAAACGAAGGCAAUAAUGAUAACAAUAUCUCAGCGCGCAGCCACAUUAAAUUCAAAUCUACGAGUAGAAUUUAACGGUAACGGUGUCCAGUUAAAGAAUACCAACAAUGAGAAAAUAGUUGGGGUUGUUAUGAAUGAACAUCUUUCCUGGAAACAGCAGAUUGACAAAGUAGCAAAAUCUCUAAUUAAAGGAAUUCAUCUUCUGAGACAGAUCAAAGAGUAUUUGCCUAUUGGUCACCGAGUAAUUUACUACAAGUGUUUCUUACAAUCUCACAUAGAUUAUUGCUGUACAGUUUGA
Messenger RNA from Paramuricea clavata, 1252 nucleotides. The record is from the annotation of a GenBank genome assembly. Lineage: Eukaryota; Metazoa; Cnidaria; Anthozoa; Malacalcyonacea; Plexauridae.